Emiliania huxleyi CCMP1516 is the source of this 1797-nucleotide messenger RNA. RefSeq lists its product as hypothetical. Lineage: Eukaryota; Haptophyta; Isochrysidales; Noelaerhabdaceae. The coding region runs from base 1 to 1797 and encodes 598 amino acids. The transcript has 6 exons. The record is from RefSeq and is a predicted model, not a curated record.
AUGAAGCACACGCGCAGGCUCGCCCUGGCCGGCCGGCCCGAGGCGCUUGUCCUGAGCAUGACCGUCACGGGCGUCGUCGUUGGAGUGCUCAGCCAUCUGCACACGCAGCGCUCGUUCAAGCUCCUCUGCUCGAUCGAUCCGGGACUCGCCAACCCGCUCCCUCUGCACGUCGACACGGCCGCGAGCGUCGAGCCCUUUCUCCGAUCCCGCGACGCGGCCGCCGGACCGCUCCGGCCGGGCUGCCACUCUGAGGUGACGUGGCACGGAGCAGAAGAGGAGCCGACCCGCAUCUCGGUCCUCCACCUGCACGGCUGGUCCGCGAGCCCGCUCGAGAUUGACCCAGUCGACGCCCGGCUCGCAACCAAUCUCCGGGCCAACCUGCUCCGCUUUCGCCUCUCUGGCCACGGACUCGCCUCGGCCGACGGGUACGAGCUAUACGCCAACGCGACGAGGGCGACGCUGCUGCGGGACGUCGCGCAGGCGUUUGCAUGCGGCAGGCUGCUGGGGAGGCGCGUCCUGCUGAUUGCGAGCUCGACUGGUGCCACCCUCUGCUUGUGGCUGUGCGCCCAGCCGCUGUGGGCAAACGACGUGGUUGGCCUCGUCGCGCUCUCUCCCGCCCUCGCGCUGCGGGCUCGCUCUUACCACGCCCUCAAAUACCUCGUCGCGCUCUUGCCGGCGGCCGCCUCCGAGUGGCUCUUCCGCGCCAUCGUGGGGAGAGAGUUUCGCAUCAACGUGAAAGCGCACACACUGGUCGACGCCACCGAGAAGCGGCGAGCCUGGACCCUGGUGUACCCGGCGGCGGCGCUGCGCCACAUCGUCGAGCUCUACCUCUCCUUUGAGCUCAGCAUCACGGCGAGGGAUGUGCUGGCGCCCGUGCUGGUGCUCGCCAACGAGGCGGACCCAGACGUCGACUUUUACAGCACGCGUGCCUUUUUCGGGGCGGAGAACACGACGCAGCUCUCGCCACUCCCGGGCGAGCAUCCGCAUUGCAUCACCGGCCGCAUCAACGCGCCGAGCACCGUCGACGCCGUGGUUGCGCUCGCGACCAAGUUUGCGACGAGGGCCAUCGGGGAUGCGUCGGGGCCCGAGCGGCGCAGCAGGACGGCGUCCUACGCGGCUCGCCUCCGGCCAUGGACGGGCAAGGUUGUGGCGCCACAUGGACUAGUUGGUCAGUCGUUCGAUGGAGACAACAUUGCGGUCUUUGGCAACAAGGACCACUAUCGCGAGCUGUGGUGGCGGCAGAGCUCCUUCAAGGGCAAGGAGAUCACGACCGAGGCGCAGGCCGAGGGUGCCAUCGAGGGCUCUGGCGAUGACUACAAGGUGGCCGACUUUUUCUCGACCGACUUCAAGUACCGGCGCUUUGGGGUUGUUGAGGCGGCGCCGCGCAGCGUCUCGGUGCUGGGCGGCGCCCAGCGCCUCGCACGGGGCAAUCACUGGAGCGUGAGCAAGGCGGGUACUUCAGGCGACGACCGCCGGGUAAGACGCUCUCACUGGAUGGCGUCUCCAUCGCCGUGUCUGAACGCGACCGUGCGCCUGAUCCGCCGCUCGGCCACGCCGGGCAAGAGGCAGAUCGAUCUCGCCUGUGCCCCGCUGCGGGACCCGCUCGCACCGCUGCCCAGGACGGGGAGGGUGGUUGCGCCGUCUUUCGACGGAGAUGGGGUCGCGGUGGACGGCAGGAUGGACCACUACCGCGAGCUGUGGUGGCGGCAGACCUCCUUCAAGGCCAAGGAGAUCACAACUGAGGCGCAGGCGGAGGGCGCCAUCGAGGGCUCGGGCGAUGACUAUAAGCUAAUCUGA